This is a messenger RNA of Drosophila novamexicana, 7030 nucleotides long. It is a transcript of the gene Pi4KIIIalpha, whose product is annotated as phosphatidylinositol 4-kinase alpha. The transcript is spliced from 11 exons. Gene Ontology annotation, biological process: phosphatidylinositol phosphate biosynthetic process; phosphatidylinositol-mediated signaling. Gene Ontology annotation, cellular component: cytoplasm; plasma membrane. Bases 231 to 6596 code for a protein of 2121 amino acids. Lineage: Eukaryota; Metazoa; Arthropoda; Insecta; Diptera; Drosophilidae. Gene Ontology annotation, molecular function: 1-phosphatidylinositol 4-kinase activity. The record is from RefSeq and is a predicted model, not a curated record.
UACGAACGAUUGACGAUGACGAACGUUUAAUGAGCAAUAUUUAAACAAAUUAAAUAAAUCAUUAACGAAACAAAGUGUGCAACCCGGGCGCGCGCUUGCACCCAUAACAAUUUACGUGCAUUUACGCCAGCGGGCGACUUACAGUCGCGGCUCCGCCUCCCCAGACCGUCACGUAGACGUUCUGCAGUCGCCGAGUCGGAGGCCAUCUCACAUUUGACAGAGGCGUAAAGAUGACCGCCUCGGACAAGUAUACGUAUCAGCGGACUGUGCUUUGCUUAGCGCGCGUACUGGCAGGAAUCCAGCCCACGCCAUGGGACAAGGUGCAAACACUCUUCCGCUACUGCCCGCAGGAGAAUGCCUCAGGCGUAUUUUGUUUGGACUCAAGAGCACAGGAUGCUGUCAUUGCAUUGGGCAUCUACUUCCUGGAAGGCGGCUGCCAGCAUGAGUCACAGAUUGUGCCCUAUCUGCUGCGGUUGGCCAAGAGCCUGCCCAAGGCAAGAAUACAUGAUGAACGCAAUAGCAAAGUAGAGCGUGUGCGCAUACCCGCGGCAGAGAAGUUCAGCUUCUGCCUUAACACACUGCUAUCAGACAUAGCAGCCAAAUGUCCGGAUUCGCGUGAGGAGAUCAUACUUAAUCAGGUCGAAACGCUGGGCACGCUCGCCAACAUUGUCAAGCCCAGCAAAGACAGCAACUCGACACCACCGCCCCUUGUGCUGUGCAAUGCAACGGUACCGCUUCUGUUUGGUCUGGCGCGAUCCAUGGGUCGCUAUGCCAGUAACAAUCCGCCGCUGCUGUGUCGCAUAUUUCCGCCCGAACGGCUGCCCAUACAGCGUUCUAGUGCCGGCGGCAAUGGCACCUGUGGCGGCUCCUUUAGCAGCAGCGAACGACUCGCGACCACACAGUUUCGGCCGAUCAUACCGCGUUCCAUGUCAGGCAGUUUGGCCCACAGCCAGGUGCCAUCUGAUGAGAGUCGUAUACGUCCGAUAGGCGGUAAGCAAAAGCCAUCGUUGCAAAGCUACUUCUCGGUGCCGUACGAUCCGCGUACGCAUUUUUUCACACGAUACGGCUCCAGCUUCAAUCAGUUUCCCCAUAUGCGCGUCAAUUUAUGCGAAUCGCCUAGCAAAAGCGGUCCAAAGCCGUUGUACCGUGUGCCACCAUUUCCCAUACAGCAUUUGCAGACCAUCUUUGCGGUGUCCAAGAAGCUACUGACCAAGGACACGCUGGAGUAUUUGGAUGAGCUGGGCAGCGACAUAUUCUCGCUGCAUCUGAACAAUGGCAAUUGCUACAAGAGCUUCUCGGAGAUGCUCAAUCUGGUGCUAGUCACAUUGUUGCGCGAGCUGCUGCAGCACCAAGUCGAUCUUCCCACACCCUUCACCAAGGAUGUACAGGAGUUUGUCAAGCGUCUAUUUCUCAACGGCCAAACGGAACUGCAAAACAAACAACAGGACCAGGAACGCGAAAGGCGCGAAGAAAACGGCAUUGCAGUCGUCAACAAGUACAAGAUCAAUGUGAUGGCCAAUGCCGCCUGCGUGGACCUUCUGGUUUGGGCCAUACGCGAUGAGACGGUUGACGUCGACUAUAACGUGUCAUCCUUGCAAAAUGGCUUGCAUUUUUUAUUAAUGAAAGAGGCGGACAAACUGUGCGGACGCUUGUCGCAGAAGUUAAAUCUUGUUCUCAGCCAUAAGAUCGUGAUGGAUCAUAUGCCGCUGCUGAUGGUCUGUCUGGAAGGACUGGGCAAACUUGCCCAGAAGUUUCCCAACAUUGCGGGCACAUCGAUAUCGUAUUUGCGCGAUUUCUUGGUCGAUCCUAGUCCCAUACUGGGCAAGCUGCAUGCACAUGCAAUGCAAACGCUAGCCCUGCAGAAAAAGGAGAAGGAGCUGACGCAUUUCAAGAUUGUGGUGCAGCAUUCGGAUUCACGUGCGGUCGUCGACAUCUUUGAUGAAAACCAGAAGCAGCCCGGCACCGGACGCAGCGGCUAUGUGGCAUUUGAGGCACUGCGCGAUGCCGCCAUAGAGAAUCUAUCGAUUGCACUGCGCGCUGCCCACACGCUCGACCAGUUUUGUGUUCCCGCCCUCGUGGCAAAUGUGUCAAACCGUCUCUUCACCGCCGAAAAGCACGAGAGCGAAUCAACGCUGGUAAGCUUGAACAUUAUCGUGAUGCUGGGCCAUGUUGCCGUGGCGUUAAAGGACACCUCAAAGACCACACAGAAUAUACUACAGUUCUUUAUACAGCGCUUCUGCAAGGUUCCAUCGGAGCAGAACGCGUUAAUUGUUGAUCAGCUCGGCUGCAUGAUUAUCUCGCAGUGCGAGACGCACAUUUUCGAUGAGAUUAUGAAAAUGUUCUCACGUGUUACCGUACAGUCGGCAUCGCUGGCAUAUACUUCAGAUCCGGAGCAUCGGAAACAGUUCCAUCAUGUCUCCGAUGCGGUGGUCAAUGCGCUUGGCAACAUUGCGGCCAAUAUACAGGGCGAUUCUGAGAUGCUUGAGCUGCUGGGCAAAUUGUUGGAGCUGUUUGUGCAAAUUGGACUCGAUGGAGAGCGUUCGUAUGACAACACGCCGGGCGCCCAAAAGGCUAGUUCACGUGCCGGCAAUCUGGGCAUGCUAAUACCCGUUAUUGCUGUACUCAUGCGCCGCCUGCCACCUAUUAAAAAUCCGCGUCAGCGCCUACACAAGCUCUUUAAGGACUUUUGGGCCUAUUGCGUUGUUAUGGGCUUUACAAAUGCUCGCCUCUGGCCCGCCGACUGGUACCAGGGAGUGCAGCAGAUAGCAGCCAAGUCGCCGCUGCUCAUCUCGCAAACGGCACACAAAUCGGAUAUGCGCGAGCUCAACUAUACAUUGGCCAUUAAGAGCGAUUCGGUGAACGAGCUGCGCAGCCAGAUACUUGUGCUGCUAGAGCACUCUUCCGACAACGUAGCUGCUUCCAUUAACAAGCUUAGCUUUGCCCAAUGCACCUACUUGCUCAGCGUUUAUUGGCUGGAGAUGCUGCGCGUCGAGAAUGCCGAUGAGCCCAGCCUGGAGCCCAUUAUGAGCUACCUCUGCGACACGGCACUUCAAAAGGACAAAACUGGCAUUUGGCAGUGCGUCAAAUGCGUGGCGGAUCAGGUGUUCGAGAAGUUCCGCAAUGUGCUGUAUGCCCAUGAUGAGAUCAGAGAGAAGGUCUUGGAAUCACAGGCAACGCUGCUGUUGGUCUACUUCAAUCAUAUACACAAGCAGAUUCAAUUGGUGGCGGAUCAGUAUCUGUCGCAGCUGGUGGAUAGAUUUCCGCAUCUGCUGUGGAAUCGCCGCGUGCUGUGGUGCAUGCUGGACAUACUGCAGCUAUUGGCGUAUUCCUUGUCGCUGGAUCCCAACGAGGAGACUCCAACGCUUCGUGUCGUUUCGACGCCGUAUACGCUGCAGCUGAUGGACUCGCUGCCGGCGCGUGAGCUGCGUCUUAAGGAUUUUGCCGAUCGCUGUCAGGGCAUUGUGAACGAGGCUAUGAAGUGGGCGCCCCGCUCUACGCGGUCACACUUGCAGGAGUACCCGAACCAGAUACCCACCCCAGUGCUAGCCCAUCACAGCGGUCUCGCGCUGGCAUUUGACUCCGUGGUAAACAGCAGCACCCUGCAUCCGGGCAAUACAUUGAGCACGCUCAGCAAGCGGCCUAGUUGCGUCAACUCGGACACGCCGCGCUUCGUUUCCGUGCUGUGCCUGCGCAGCAAGUACGCUGGCGAAAUAAGCGGCCUUCUCUCCGUUCUUAGUGACCAAGACAAAGCCGGGCUGGCCGAUCGCCUGGUUAGCGAUGUGUGGGGCGCAUGUUCCGAGAAAAGCGAUGCUAGGCAUCGCGGCGCCUUGUGGCGAGCAACCGCCUACCUCAUCAUCUGUGCAGAGAUCGAUAGAAAACUGCUGCAUGCGGUGGCUAGCUCGCAGCUGGAGCUGUUCACCGAGUCCGCCAUGGAAACCGCUGUCGAGUGCUGGCAGUGGGUGCUGACGGCGCGUCAGGAUCUGGAGCUGUGCUUCAUACAGGAAAUGGUUAGCGCCUGGCAGACAACAUUUGAGAAGCGCAUGGGUUUGUUUGCCUGGGAAAUGGAGAUCACGCAUCCGCUGGCCGCAUACGAGGGCUGCAAGCUGGUCAGUAAGCCCAUGCUGAUAGCGCCGCAUCUGAUUUGGCUGCAGCUGCUAUCAGAAAUGGUGGACACAGCCAAAUAUUGCAAUCGUGACAAGGUCGAAAUGUUCUGUUUGCUUCUCCAUCGCUGCUUGCCCAUACUAAAGAACAGUCGCCAGAAUCGACAGGUGGCCACCGUUGGCUGUCGCUUCAAGCUGCUUCAGUGUGGCCUGUCGCUGCUUCAGGGCAAUACCAUACCAAAAUCUCUGGCGCGCAACAUACUGCGCGAGCGCAUCUAUUCAAAUGCCCUCGACUAUUUCUGCGGCCCGCCCACGUGCCCCAAUCAGAGCCGGGAGCAGCUGUUAGAGGAUAUACUGAUAUUGCUGAAGUUCUGGCAGACAAUGCGCAGCGAGAAGAAGCAUCUGGUUACAUCGGAGGUCGGCGACUAUGAUAUCACUAGUGCCUCGAUCAGCUCUACACAAAUGCUGGCAGUGCGCAAUAAUCCGGAGACUGCGUCCCUUAUCAGCGGGGGCGCUGACUAUGCACGGUCCAUGAGUGCCACUGGCAACACAGGCGGCUGGUACAACACCAUACCACAUUCCACUUCCACGUUGUCAAAGCGCUCGAAUCGCUCAAAGCGCUUGCAGUACCAAAAGGACUCCUAUGACAAGGAUUACAUGAAGAAGCGCAAUCUGAUACUCGAGCUUCUUGCCGUCGAGCUGGAGUUUCUCAUUACCUGGUACAAUCCCAACAGUCUGCCCGAUCUGAUAGUGCCAGGUGAGGAACAGAUUACCGAGUGGCGCAAUCGUCCAUACAAGCCAAAUGUUUGGCGUGAUUAUGCGCGUUUGGCUUGGUGUUAUAACCCGGCGCUGGCCGUAUUCCUGCCGCAGCGCAUCAAGAAUGCGGAGACCAUUGACGAGGAGGUAUCACGGCUGGUAUGCUCCGAUCCGAUAGCUGUGUGUCAUAUACCCGAGGCGCUCAAGUAUUUGUGCACCACCAAGAAUUUACUGCAGGAGAGCCCCGAUCUGGUCUAUAUACUGUCCUGGUCAGCGGUGACACCCAUCCAGGCGUUGUCCUACUUUUCACGGCAAUAUCCAUCGCAUCCACUAACAGCACAGUAUGCAGUCAAGACAUUGAACUCGUAUCCGGCAGAAUCGGUGCUUCCUUAUAUACCUCAACUGGUGCAGGCGCUGCGCCACGAUACGAUGGGCUAUGUGGUGGAGUUUAUUAAGAACAUAUCGAAGCGUUCGCAGAUAGUGGCCCAUCAGCUGAUCUGGAACAUGCAAACGAAUAUGUACAUGGACGAGGAUCAGCAGCAUCGCGAUCCCAAUUUGUAUGAGGCAUUGGAUCUGCUGUCACAGAACAUAAUUGGGUCCUUCUCAGGCGCCGCAAAGCGUUUCUAUGAGCGUGAAUUUGAUUUCUUUGGCAAAAUAACGGCCGUUUCCGGCGAGAUACGCUCCUUCCCCAAGGGCAUUGAGCGCAAGAACGCGUGCCUGGCGGCACUUAGCCGCAUCAAGGUGCAAUCCGGAUGCUAUUUGCCAUCCAAUCCGGAGGCAAUGGUGCUGGACAUUGAAUAUAGCAGCGGUACGCCCAUGCAGAGUGCUGCUAAGGCGCCGUAUCUGGCUCGAUUCCGUGUCUAUCGCUGUGGCAUUACCGAGCUGGAGACACGUGCCAUGGAAGUGUCCAAUAAUCCGAAUUCACAGGAGGAUGCACACAUGACGCUCGGCGUCGAAUCAUGGCAGGCGGCCAUUUUCAAAGUGGGCGACGAUGUGCGCCAGGAUAUGCUAGCCCUGCAGGUGAUCACCAUAUUUAAGAAUAUCUUUCAGCAAGUGGGCCUGGAUCUUUUUCUGUUCCCCUAUCGCGUGGUAGCCACAGCACCGGGCUGCGGCGUCAUCGAGUGUGUGCCCAAUGCGAAGUCCCGCGAUCAGCUGGGCAGACAAACAGACUCCGGCCUAUCCGAGUACUUCCAGCAUCAAUAUGGAGAUGAGAGCUCCAAGGAGUUUCAGGCGGCGCGCGCCAACUUUGUCAAGUCAAUGGCUGCCUACUCACUAAUUGGCUAUCUGCUGCAGAUCAAGGAUCGGCACAAUGGCAACAUUAUGAUCGAUAAGGACGGCCAUAUCAUACAUAUAGAUUUUGGCUUCAUGUUUGAGUCAUCGCCGGGUGGCAAUAUUGGCUUUGAGCCGGAUAUGAAGCUCACCGACGAGAUGGUCAUGAUUAUGGGCGGCAAAAUGGAGGCACCUGCCUUCAAAUGGUUCUGUGAGCUGUGUGUGCAGGCAUUUUUGGCAGUGCGACCAUAUCAGGAUGCGAUUGUGUCACUUGUCUCGCUAAUGCUGGACACGGGUCUGCCUUGCUUUCGUGGCCAGACGAUUAAUCUGCUAAAGCAGCGAUUCGUGGCCACCAAGAACAACAAGGAAGCGGCUGCCCAUAUGCUAGCCGUCAUACGUAAUUCGUAUCAGAAUUUCCGCACGCGUACCUACGACAUGAUCCAGUACUAUCAGAAUCAGAUACCCUACUAGAGUAUUAUGUGGACUUUGGACUUGGGAUUCGGUUUUGGGUUUUGGAUUUCUUGUUAGCCAAAUGCUGUAUUAAUUACAUUAUUCUUGUUUUUUUUUAUAUAUUUAUCUCUUUUUAUGUUCUUGCGUUUCUGUUUUGUAUUUAAUAGCUGUUAAAUUUUUCGAAGAUUUUACGAUGCAUACUAAAUCAAUUAUAGGGCAAUAUGUUGUACAAUGUAUUUGUUACCUACAUAUAUACGCGUAUACAAACAUACUUAUUACUUAUAUACGAUACUAACGAUAAAACUGGUCCUCGAGUUGUUGCGAGUUGUCCAGCAUAAUUCCAUAUACAGAACACACUUAUUUAUCUACUUGUAAUCAUAACCACUGUGUAAAUGUAAUAUCCAAAUUUUUUUCUCCGAGCUUCGGUGAAAAAAAAAAACGACAGUUGCGUUUAA